CAGAAUUCCCACUCUUCUCUCUCUUAACAUUGUUCUGUUUUUUUUUCUCUCUCUUAGAACUCCAUUGUUGUUGGUCCCAAGUUUGAUGAUCGAAUAGAACAGAAACAGCUCAGAAUCAAUCAUGGGGACUCCUGUGAAUAUCGUUGUCGGAUCACAUGUUUGGGUUGAGGAUCCUGAGGAUGCUUGGAUUGAAGGUCAAGUUACAGGAAUCAACGGCAAAAACGCCACCAUACUCACUACCAAUGAAAAAUCCAUUGUGGCAGAAAUUUCGCGUAUAUAUCCGAAAGACACGGAGGCGCCGCCGGCAGGGGUGGACGACAUGACGAAAUUAGCGUACCUUCAUGAACCGGGAGUUCUGCAUAACCUAGCUUGUCGGUUUGCUCUCAAUGAGAUUUACACAUACACCGGGAAUAUUCUAAUUGCGGUGAAUCCUUUCCGGAGACUGCCACAUUUGUAUGAUAUUCACAUGAUGGAGCAGUAUAAAGGAGCUCCUUUCGGCGAGCUUAGUCCACAUCUUUUCGCCGUUGCUGAUACUUGCUACAGAUCGAUGAUCAACGAGCAAGGAAGUCAGUCGAUAUUAGUGAGCGGAGAGAGUGGUGCUGGUAAGACGGAGACAACGAAGAUGCUCAUGAGAUAUCUUGCAUUCAUGGGAGGCAGAUCAGACACUGAAGGAAGAACAGUGGAACAACAAGUUCUGGAGUCCAACCCUGUAUUGGAAGCAUUUGGGAAUGCCAAAACUGUUAAAAACAACAACUCAAGUCGUUUUGGUAAAUUUGUAGAAAUACAAUUUGAUAAGAAUUGGAAGAUCUCUGGAGCUGCCAUUCGUACGUACCUUCUCGAACGGUCUCGUGUUUGCCAAGUCUCGGACCCUGAGAGAAACUACCAUUGUUUUUACAUGCUUUGCGCUGCACCACCGGAAGAUGUCAAGAAAUACAAGUUAGGAGAUCCAAGGACGUUUCAUUAUCUCAAUCAAACGAAUUGUUAUGAAGUUGCGAAUGUUGAUGAUUCGAGAGAGUACUUAGAGACGAGAAACGCGAUGGAUGUGGUCGGAAUCAGCGAGGAUGAACAGGAUGCUAUAUUUCGUGUUGUAGCUGCCAUACUGCAUCUAGGAAACAUUGACUUCAUGAAAGGGAAGGAAUUUGACUCCUCCAAAGUCAAAGACGAGAAGUCAAAUUACCAUCUUGAAACAGCAGCAGAGCUACUCAUGUGUGAUGCAAAGGCACUGGAGCAUUCGCUCUGCCAACGGGUCAUCGUGACUCCUGAUGGCAACAUUACGAAGCCCUUAGACCCCGAUGCAGCGGCCUUGAGUCGUGAUGCGUUGGCGAAAACCGUGUAUUCUAGGCUGUUUGAUUGGAUUGUGGACAAAAUUAAUAGCUCAAUUGGCCAAGAUCCUAAUGCAGCCAGCUUAAUUGGUGUCCUUGAUAUCUAUGGGUUUGAAAGCUUCAAGAUCAACAGUUUUGAGCAGCUCUGUAUCAACCUGACCAAUGAGAAGUUGCAACAACAUUUUAAUCAGCAUGUUUUCAAGAUGGAACAAGAGGAGUACACGAAAGAAGAAAUAAACUGGAGCUAUGUUGAGUUUGUAGAUAAUCAGGAUGUUCUUGAUCUUAUUGAGAAGAAACCUGGAGGCAUAAUCGCCCUGCUUGAUGAAGCCUGUAUGUUUCCAAAGUCAACACAUGAAACAUUUGCUCAAAAGAUGUAUCAGACAUACAAAGGACAUAAGCGAUUCAGCAAGCCAAAACUCGCUCGAACCGACUUCACGAUCAAUCAUUAUGCCGGAGAUGUUACAUACCAAGCAGAUCACUUUCUAGAUAAAAAUAAGGACUACGUAGUAGCAGAACAUCAGGCUCUUCUGGAUGCCUCCAAAUGCUCUUUUGUUGCUAAUCUUUUCCCACCACUUCCUGAGGAGAGCUCAAAGCAAUCCAAGUUUUCCUCUAUUGGUACUCGGUUCAAGCAACAACUGCAAGCUCUCAUGGAAACAUUGAAUACUACAGAGCCACAUUAUAUUAGAUGUGUAAAGCCCAACGCAGUUUUGAAGCCUGGAAUCUUUGAGAACUUCAACGUCUUGAACCAGUUGAGAUGUGGGGGAGUGCUCGAGGCAAUUCGAAUAAGCUGUGCAGGAUAUCCAACCAAAAGAACAUUUGACGAGUUCCUCGAUCGUUUCGGAAUGCUUGCUCCAGAUAUCUCAGAUGGGUCUGAUGAAAAAUCAGCAUGCAUUGCAAUAUGUGACAGAAUGAGCUUAAAGGGUUAUCAGAUUGGGAAAACAAAAGUGUUCCUCAGAGCUGGACAAAUGGCUGAGAUGGAUGCACGACGAACCGAAAUACUGGCCAAUGCUGUCCGACGCAUCCAACGGCAAAUCCGAACCCAUCUAACUCGAAAAGAGUUCAUCGCCCUGAGGAAAGCUACAAUUCAUAUGCAGAAGCUUUGGAGAGGGCAGCUUGCUCGUAAGCUGUAUGAAGAACUGAGAAGAGAAGCAGCUUCAAUCCGUAUACAAAAGCAUGCUCGAGCUCACGCAGAUAGAAAAUCUUACAAAAGGUUACUUGAAUCAGCUAUAGUUAUUCAAACUGGUAUGCGUGGAAUGAGAGCUAGAAAUGAGUACAGACACAGAAGAAGAACUAAGGCAGCUAUCAUUAUUCAGACUGAAUGGCGAAGGGUAUCAGCUAUUUCAGCUUACAAACAGCAUCGGAUUGCAACUCUUGCUCUUCAAUGCCUCUGGCGAUCUAAAGUUGCAAGGAUGGAGCUAAGAAAAUUAAGGAUGGCUGCAAGAGAAACAGGGGCACUCAAGGAGGCUAAGGAUAAAUUGGAGAAGCGUGUCGAGGAGCUAACGUGGCGCCUAGAGUUUGAGAAGCACUUGAGGAUGGAUGUUGAAGAGGCCAAGGGACAAGAGGUUGCAAAAUUACAAAGUACUUUGGAAGAAAUGCAAGGGCAGCUGAAUGAAGCCAAUGCUGCAAUCAUACGUGAGAGAGAAGCAGCAAAACUGGCUAUAGAACAAGCUCCACCAGUCAUUAAGGAAGUGCCUGUGGUUGAUGAGACCAAGCUAGAACUGCUGAGAAACCAUAAUGAAGAACUUGAGUGGGAGGUUGGAGAGCUGAAGAAGAAAAUUGAUGAAUUUGAAGUAAAGUAUGGUGAAGUGGAAAUGGAGAGUAAAGCUAGACUCAAGGAGGCUGAAGAGGCACAAUUGAAAUCAUUGCAACUUCAAGAGUCUAUUGAGAGAUUGGAAUCAAAUUUAUCUAGCCUCGAGUCUGAGAACCAGGUGCUGCGCCAGCAGGCUUUGGUUGCAGCAGACAACGAGUCUCUCUCUGAAGAACUGCAAGCCCUCAAGAGUAAGAUUGGAAGUCUAGAGGCAGAGAAUGAAGCUCUCCGCAACCGGACGGUGGCCGUCGAGCACAUAUCUGUUCCUACUAGGGGCCUUGCAGAAAGCAAGGAACCAUCUACUGUUCCUGUCCUAGCUAAACAAGGAUCACUUACAGAGAAGCAACAGGAAAAUCACGACGUCCUGCUCAAGUGCUUAGGAGAAGACAAGCGUUUCGACAAGGGCAGACCAGUUGCAGCUUGUAUCGUCUACAAGACACUUCUUCAAUGGAGAUCUUUUGAAGCUGAGAAGACAAAUAUAUUUGACAGAAUCAUCCACAUAAUCAGAUCUUCUAUAGAGAGUCAGGAAAGUACCAGUGAUCUUGCAUAUUGGCUUUCAACCACUUCCACACUUCUCUGUCUUCUUCAAAGUUCACUCAAAGCAACCAAUACAAGCACGGUAGCUUCACAUCGAAAUCGAGCUUCUCCCACCUCCUUAUUUGGUCGUAUGGCAUAUGGUCUUCGAUCAUCGUCAGUGGGGUUGGGAGCUUCCAGUGGAUAUAGUGGAAUGGUGGGCAAGUCAAACAAUCAAUCCAAAGUUGAAGCCAAGUACCCAGCGCUGCUUUUCAAGCAACAUCUGGCUGCAUGCGUUGAAAAACUGUUUGGGAUGAUACGUGAUCAUUUGAAGAAAGAAAUUAGCCCUUUCUUGCAUCUAUGUAUACAGGCACCAAGAUCAGCGAGGGCCAGAUCAAUAAGAGGGCCAUCUAAAAACAUCCAUUCAAACAUUGUUGCAAAGCAGCAAGCAUCAAGUAUUCACUGGCAAAGCAUUGUUCAUAAGCUAAACCAGACAUUGGAUAUAAUGUCUGAAAACCAUGUUCCCUCCAUGAUCAUCAAAAGCAUCUUCUUCCACGUUUUCUCAUUCAUAAACGUCCAGCUUUUCAAUAGCUUGUUGCUACGACGCGAGUGCUGUUCCUUCAGUAAUGGAGAGUACUUGAAGUUGGGUCUGCAGGAGUUGGAGCAAUGGUGCCACAAAGCUACUGACACGUAUGCUGGUUCUUCCUGGGAUGAACUUCAACAUAUCAGACAAGCAGUAGGAUUUCUGGUGUUACUUCAGAAGUCACAGAAAAGUUUGAAUGAGAUCACGGAUGAACUAUGCCCGAUUCUGAGCAUCCCGCAAAUAUAUCGCAUCGGCACGAUGUUCUGGGACGACAAAUAUGGAACUCAGGGAUUAUCUCCUGAUAUCAUUGGAAAAAUGAGAGUCCUUUUAGCAGAAGAUUCCAUCAACAUCCCAAACAACUCUUUCCUUCUUGACGUGGAUUCCAGCAUCCCAUUCUCAAUGGAAGAAAUAUUCCGCUCCUUCGCCGAGGACGGCGAGGUUAACCUGUCCGACGUCGACCCGCCACCACUUAUGAGACAAAAAUCAGAUUUCCAUUUUCUUCUGCCGCAGCAAAUGAGUGAAUGAUGAAAGUGGUGGAAAUAUUAGUUCAUGUUUGAUUGAAUUUCCCCCCUUUAUUAGUUGAUUUAUUUG
Molecule: messenger RNA, 4816 nt
Organism: Cucurbita pepo subsp. pepo (vegetable marrow)
Lineage: Eukaryota; Viridiplantae; Streptophyta; Magnoliopsida; Cucurbitales; Cucurbitaceae
Source: RefSeq, a predicted model, not a curated record